UCACAUAAGAUUACCAUCUCUUGGACAAUUGUCAUGGUUGGCAAUGACUUUAGGUUGAAGAGCAAUUUCCCAAGAAUCAAUAAGACCUCCAGCAGCUUCAAACUGAGCAGGCAAGCUGGAGGAAAUGGAGAAGCAGCAAGAGGGGACAACAUAUCAUCAUGCCAAACCCGACCUGGGAAUGAUGGUGAUCACCAAAAGGAGCCAGAAGUGGGCAAACCUGAUGGACAAGAACCACUGCCAUCAUUUGGAAGGCACCUGCACCUCUACCUGGAUAUCUAUGCCGCUGUUCUGCAAACGUUGAAAGCACUGGAAGUGAACAACGUUGUUCAUUAUGACCUCAAGUGUGAUAACAUUUUGCUUGAGCCAACUGAUCCAAGCAUUUCGGAAGCAGAUUUCUGGGAUCCUCCCUGUAAUGUUCAAUCUCGCUCCACCAUGGAGGCAAUGCCGCCUGAUUGCAAAGGUGAAAUGGGAAAAGCAGGAAGAGAAGUCACUCGAAAUGCUGGCCACUUGUCAUGUGUGCUUCCAUUCAGAGUUUGUAUUGCCGAUUUUGGGCAGAGCAAGAUUGGGAGAAAGAGUGACUGGGAUGGGGAGUAUGAGGGUGUCAUCACUGCUGGAAACCGGGGAACCGAAUGUGUCAAGAGCCCAGAAAUGCUGCUUAUAUCAAAUGCAAGCUUCAAAAGCCGUAGCACCUAUGACAGACGCAAGAAGUUCAGCCCCAUGACCGCACGUGAGCGGGAGCUCAGAGAGAUCCAACAGGUCGAGAGGCUCCGCCAGCAGUUAGAGGAGGAUCUGAAGAAAGCAACCGAUAGAGAAAAGGAGAUAAAAAGUAGAGCGGCCAGACUUGACACGUUAGAGGCUGACAAGGCUGCGUUAGAGGGAUUGGACGAAUCGAGUUUGUCUGACACCCUGAAAGUGUUGAGGGACAACAUGUUGUCACUGCAUGCGCACAUAGACAGCAGGAUGGACUUCAUGCAAAGCACUUUGGACCAGAUUCUGGAUGCAUUGACAAAGCCAGGAUUCCGGCCACCAGCACAAUCGCCGUUGUCGUUAACGGCGAUGUCAGGUCCCUUUGCCGUACAAGUUGGCACACAACCAAGUGGUACGUUCGCAACAGCCGCACAGACUGUUGCAUCUUCUUCUUCGAGUCCAGUGGUGAUUGUUGCAUCACCACAACAACCUGUUCAGCAAUCUGGACAGCCGCAAGGCCACUGGUAUCCAAAGACCCUAAUGAAACCGCCUCUUGCCUUCUCAGGCGAGAGAAAGGACGAGGAACUCAACACAUGGUUGAGGACGGUCCCGGUUUGGGUGAAGGCCAAAAGGACCUUGCCUGAGGACGAAGUGGUAACUGCGGCGUCUUACCUUGAGGGUAAGGCAGCCAAGUGGUUAGAUGGUGUAGUUGUGAAGGCCAGGUACGGGAGACGCAUGGCGGAUUGGGCUAAGUCAUUGACUUUAGACCAAUUCAUGGAGAUGGUAGAAGCUCGAUGGCAUAACCCACAGGAGGCUCAAAGGGCCACUGAUGCCAUUAACAAACUUGACCAACGCAAGUUCAGGUCAGUUAGGGAGCUUAUGACUACCGUCGAGAGCCUGAUCCUCGUCCCAGGCAUCAACUACAGUGACCAGUUCCUUUUAACCACGUUUGUUAGGUGUUUACCUGAGAACGUGAGGAACUUACUAGCCAACGAGGCACGCACUGAGUACCACUCAUUUGAGACAUUGUCUAGGAAAGCUUUAGACUUAGAGGCCACGCUAGGCAAUGCUCAACCCACCUCAGGAAAUGACUCAAAGAAAAAGAAGAGUCCUCAGGAGUGGAAGAAGAAGGGGGCGAAGUUGAUGAUGGUUGAGUCUGAUGGGACUCAAACUGAAAUCGAUGAGCUCGCUGACCUGAUGGACUACUCAGAGUAUGACGGUGAGGAGGAGUUGAUCACCAAGGAGAAGGCUUCCAAGGUCGGCAACCUGAGGCCAAUCAUUGAUUUCCUAGAAUGGGUGUUGGUGAGGGACCCAAAGAGGAGACCGUUGAUGGCCGACCUUUCAGUCCGUCUCAAUCAUCUGAAGAGGACCCUUUUCUAUGACUGCAUUGGUCCAAUCGAGAGACCACCUUCCCCGCUUCGUCCUGAUCCUGAGGACAAAUCCAAGGCAAUGGUACUUUCCCACAGCCCAAGCAAGAGACCCACAGACGAAGAAUUGACCAAAUGCGCCUUGCAGCAUCAGAUAUCAGACAGGGACCAUUCUUCCACUCCUGUGACAGCUCCAUCAAUGGGUAGUACUCCAGAGGGGCGAGUGGGAGCUUCAAGGAACGAAGAAGAGACAGGCAUUGAUCGGUCAUCCGCACUGGAGGGCCCGUCACGAUCACCGUUUCAGCCAUGGUCGGCUGGUGACACUGUGGAGAGUAGCUCCCCUAUAAGAUCCACAAUGGGAAGACCGGUCAACAGGCCCAGUCAGAGUGGAGGAGUAGCUGAUGCCACCCGUAUUUCAACUUCGGCCACCACCAUUACACGUACGGAGCUCAGGAAGCCCAGAGACGAGGACUGUUCUUCUCCGGCAGAUACGUUCCAAGCCAGCCACAGCGCUGUUAAUGAUGGCUCUGAAACGUCGUUCCACCUUCUAAAACCUCGGACGUGGCGAUGGUUGCCCUUAAGUCAAAGAAACUCCUCGGGGUUUCAUCAACAGUGUGAAAGAAACGUGAAUCUCGGAUGUGAAUGCGAUGGCCUAGGUGGUCAGGAAGGUUGCUCCAGUGUCAGUGAUCCCCAUCUCAACUGUCGGGAUCCUGGUAGUCGAACGAAGGAAUCCGAUGUCUGCCUAUCACCUUUCAAACAUCAUCUAGGAGCGGUCACGAUCAGUGAGUCCAAACUUGAAAGUCGAAGUAUCAUUGAUGGAAAACCAGCAGUCGUCCGACCAAAGGAGUCAGCUUUGCCCUUGAUGCGGAGGGGGGCCGGUGCCCAAAGAACCGAGGAGGUCACCAUGAUGAACGAUUCGGCAGCCCACCCUUCCAGAACUCUCCUCCAGUCCUUGAGCAGUUCGGUAACACCCCCCCAAACUGGUGCCCUUGGAAUUCUGAAGAUAAGGUGGCGGAGACGCCUGCCUGGGACGCAAUCCACUAAAGGUAAACUAACGAGGAGUUCGGGAAGACGGUGGUCGAUGCCAGCUACUACGACCGGUAGUAGCAGAAGAGAUGUCAAAUUGUUUUCUUGGCUUCCUAGCAAGCUACCUGCGAUGUUGUCAUCGAUCUUGGGAGGCAGCCGUGCUUCCAGGAGAUUGGCAAUGGCAGCAGGGACGGGUAUUGGUGGCAUCCCAGGCCACAAGCGAAUUCUACCUGAUCCACAAGGCAAAGAUCGAAUUGGACUCUCAGGUAGGGUCAAAGGAGGGGACCUCCCUUUUGAAAGCGGUCGUACCACUGGGAGCCACAUUGUCGCUACGGUGACUGAGUCAGCGCCGGGGCACACAGGGUCGGAAUCCAGUCCUAAGACGGCUGUUUCGCAUGCUCCUCCUUCUCCACCCCAUCAGACUAGUGAAGAAAGAGCACCCGAGUUGGAAAGCUUGGGUGCGAUCCAGCCAGAUCGCCCUCUAGGAGAGCCCAGUGCAUUCAGACGCAAACACGGGCUAGAUGGGGAACCCAGCACAAGCCAGCAUCUGGAAUGUGCAAUCAAUGGCAAUAACAUCGGCGAAAACACGACUGCCGCAGCCAACGACCGUCUUCAAGCUGAUGGUCGACGAACAAAGCAGCCUCCUCCUAACCGCACCGCCAGCAACACCACAGUGACUGGCAAUUAUACCAGAAGUCGGAAAGUUCGAUCCCAAAGCGAGCCUUCUAUCACGAUCUCGAGGAGGAUUAUGCGGCGGCAAACAUCGGCCGAGUCCGCCGACCAGGUGGAUGACAAAUUGGCCAUGCUUUCUCUCCUAUCUAGGCCCGUUCUCUUGUCCCACCUGAUGAGCCGUUUCCCAACAAGAAUCACCGAUGAGCUGUGGGUUGGAUCAUAUGCAACUUUAUCAGAUCCCGACACACUACUGGAGCUGGGCAUCACUCACAUUCUUGUGUGUCAUCCCCCUCCGACGAUCGAAUCCACCCGAUUUCCUUUCCCUUACCCUUCCUCCUCCUCCGCUUCUUCUUCUUCUUCUUCUUCUUCUUCUUCUUCUUCUUCUUCUUCUUCUUCUAAGACAACGCCAGCUGUGGAAUCUGAUCCUUUUGAUCGCCCUCUAUUCGUUUCACCCCCUGGGACAUCGGGGGAACAAGUUUUUUCCUCCUCGCAGUCCCGUGCUAGUGCCGCAGACGGCCAUGGAAUUCGAUGCAGCAGCAAUCACAGCAGAUGUUCAUCCCGUGUGUUGCAGGGACAGUCUGGACCUGAAGCUUGGUACGAAAGCCCGCAGAUCUUGACGUACCAGCGGCAACCCCAGCCCGCAUUCACUCCCUUGCCUGCUGUUCCUUGGCUGCCGGUCAAGAACUCCUUGAGCUGGCACUCAUCCAGAAUCGCUGACGAUCCUUUGAGGCUGCCUUCUUUUCGAUGUCCCUGGCUUAGCAACUCACAGAGGCAAGAUCACCGUCGUUAUUCUACGCCCGGUCUGCCAGUCAGUCGUGGAGGAGAGAUGUCCAUCCCCAUCCUCGUCCGAGCAGCAUCCUCCCCCAGACCAAGUCCCAGCUGCGGCGCUCAUAGUACCACGGAGAAGGGUCUAGCAAACAUUCCUCAUCCUAAUAAUCUUCCAAGCGCAGCCGUCAACUUCUACUGGUGCUGGAUCGGCUGCGAUCUGGACGCUCCUCCGCCUACGCCCGCGUUCCCGGAUCUUCUUACAUGCCCUUCGAGGAGCGAACACCGCUGGCCUUGUCACACCAAGACAUCUCCUCAGCCUCAGGACUCAGUGACAAGAACGAACAGUCGGGCCGUCCAGACGCGGAAACCAGGACAUACCUCUUGGGCGGGCCCCGACGUGAAGCAGAGACAGGAGCUGGUAGACCAUCGUUGUCAGUCCCAAGGCUGCAGCUGCUGCAACGCUUCUUGGCGUGGUGAUUUUCCAUCCAAUCCCGACCGCUAUAGCCCAGGUGGGACAGCAGCAGCUACGGUUCCUUCCACCAUCUCCUCCUCCGGUUACAACAACAACACGAACACGUUCAAGCUAUCCUCUUCCUGCCCUGCGUUGUCAGCAAAGCAGGCCAGUGUAUCAAGUUCCUCUCCUCCUAGAAGCUCAUCAUGCCCACCUCCACCACCUCCAUAUCUGAUCCAAGCGUUGAGAGCUCUCUACUGCGCCGCUCAUCUCGGCGGUACCGUUCUGCUCGUCUUCCCAUCGUCACCAACUCUGGGAUCCUGUGCAAUUGCCGUUGUCCUCUCCCACCUCUUGGUUGUAUCCCCACAAGGACGUGAACUUCAAGGGGUGUAUGGGGCGUACACCUACUUGCGGAAUCAGUUCCCGCCUGCCUCCCUGUUUUCUCCUCAACCCUCGUCUACGUUCCGCUGGAUCUUGGGCGUCGCUAAGACACACGGAGCCGUACGACGCCCUGUUUUUCAUCAAGAUCAUCAGCGGCAACCAGGUACAGGACGGCCUGAAAGAGCCACCUCUGCUGCUACAGUCCAUCCUGGGGCGAUGUCGGGUACUCCGGCUAUGUUGGCGACUACCACGGCUAUGGAUAGCCCCGACGAGCUCAGGAAACAAGUUGUCGGGUCGGCAGGGCUGCACACACAGCCACCGCACGAUGCAGAUUCAUCAUCUAAGUACCUGCAAGGUUCUCACAGUCGAAGUCAGACGAAUCAAACGUGUUUCGAUGCUGACAACUGCACAUGGGUGCAGUGCAAAUGCAGACUUUGGCGCGCAGUCGUGAUUGGGAUUGGAACUGCACCUGCAGUUCGGACUACUACAAGUCGAGUUGAAGUCGGAUCUGGAGAGCCCUCCAGCAGCCGAUCGUCAGGCAAACCUCACGGCGCUCAGACUGUCAGGAAGGACGUUAGGAUCAGCAGCCGCAUGCGGCGAGAGCGGUGCAUGCACCUAAGUGACUCGGAGGCCAACCUGAGAAGGGGAGGGGACGGCAGUUCCCUCGUCAAUCAAUCUAGUGCCAAGGUUUCUUCCUCGUCAACUUCCGAGCCCCACAAGCUCCUUGUCCAGAGCGACGACCGGAAUGGUAAGCUAGAUAGCAUCACUUCAGGCAGCUCUGCUGCUGAGGAUCCUUCGACAAGAUGUUCCACCAUAGAAGAUGAUGAGGAUGAGGAUGAUGAAGGAGAUGGUGAUGAUGGCGACGAUGUUGACGAUGAUGAAGCUGGUGCUGCCGCUGCUACUGAUGAUGUUGAUGACGACGAUUAUUACUAUCAUUUUGAUGAUGAUGAUGAUCAGGAGGAGGAGGAGGAGGAGGAAGAGGAAGAGGAAGAGGAGGAAGAGGAGGAAGAGGAGGAAGAUGGGGAAGAUGAGGAAUAUUCUGCUGAAGAUCGACGUUCGAGAGGAACUCCAUCGGGGACGACGACGAGAGGUCACUACCGUGCAGACGACAACUCUGCGGCUGCGCUGCCGGCGCAACUUGACCGCAAGGUGAGUCUUAUGAAACAGCUCACUGUUUCUGAACGCCAAGGUAUUGAAUGCUUCGUGCCUUCUGCAUGCGGGUGUUGGCCAGCUCUCUCCUCGUCAGGCAUAUGUCAUGAGGAGGACCGACAAAAGGACGAUGAUCCUCGCAAGGCUGGACCUGGUAGGAAUAGAUGGAAGAAGACCAAAAGGAAAAUGCCCUUGCCCUGUACUCAGGGCGUCUGUUCCUUACAGGUUCGUCUCGAAGGUCACGAGGAGGCAAUCUAUAGUAAUAAUUGUCGGGGGGUGAUCAGCCGACAAAGCCGAUGCUCGUCAUCACGAUCAUCCGCCAGCUCCUCUCAGUGGCUGGUCGUCAAAGGCGAGAACUUAGUCAUUGAUCCCGUGAGUCCUCUUUGCGUACCUUUCACGAUGACUCGUCCGAGCGCUCGCCAUCAUCUUCCAUCACUAAGUGCAGAGGCAAGCAAACCGGGCAAAGGAGAUUUAGGAGUCGAAGCUGACGACCAAGUACAGGAGGAGGAUCGACCAAAGCAUAGUAGUGGUCCACCCGGCGGCCGUUCAUCUGACCAGAGAACAGCAAUGCAAUCGUCUGUCUUCUCUGAAGCCAGCAGCUGUCGUUCCUUGGAAUCGCCGAGGCCACUCACGAGUUGCAGGAAGCUUGGAGAGAGGCAAUCGGAUCCAGAAGAGGAGGAGAACAAAGAAGUGACAUUAAGGACGAGGAGGAGGAGAAUAAGAGGAGAGAGUUCCUCGCGCCAGGAGCAAAAGCAGAGAAAAAAGAGGGAGAGAGAAAGGGAGGAGGAGGAUGAGGUGGUGGAUUGGGAACGCAGGCAGCGUAGCGUCGUGAGUGGGUCAGGCUCUUUGUGGCACGUGUUUUCUUGCCCGGCCUGUCAUGCCAUUACGUAUGCUGUCUUGAGAGAAAAGACUGUGGGUUCCGCUCCCGCCCAUCCCACCACCUCCCCUUCCGUCCUAGCUCAAGAGAACCAGAAGGAAUCUGAAGAAGUUGCUCCUCAGCAGCGAGGGGGCUUCGCAGCCUGGAAGGUGCCCUGUUCCUCCCCUUCCUCAUCGGCAGCAGUAGCAGAAUCAUCAGCAUCAUCAUCGUCCUCCUCGUCAUCGUCAUCAUCUUCAUGCUUGUCUAGGAAGGAACCACUUCCGAGAGAGAAAACCCAAAAGGACAUGCCAUGUUCACUGACGCGCGAGACCUUGUGCGAGAUGGCGGAGUUCAAUCGUCUGUUCAUUCUGCCAUCGAACGGCUUAGACGGCAACGAUAAGAUCGCUCUGUCCAUCCACUCACUUUUCACCACGCAACGAUGCGAAGUGCAAUGAUCCCUACCCCGUCUGUCACCGUCCCUCCUCACAACGCAUCUCGUACUCUCCGGACUUAUGCAUUCUUUCAUAAACAAGCCAAGAGCUAUCAGGUC
Chara braunii is the source of this 7907-nucleotide messenger RNA. NCBI's taxonomy places the organism in Eukaryota, Viridiplantae, Streptophyta, Charophyceae, Charales, Characeae. The record is from the annotation of a GenBank genome assembly.